Messenger RNA from Coccomyxa subellipsoidea C-169, 1503 nucleotides. RefSeq names its product P-loop containing nucleoside triphosphate hydrolase protein. The record is from RefSeq and is a predicted model, not a curated record. Gene Ontology annotation, molecular function: RNA binding; ATP binding; protein binding. Lineage: Eukaryota; Viridiplantae; Chlorophyta; Trebouxiophyceae; Coccomyxaceae. The transcript has 10 exons. Bases 1 to 1503 code for a protein of 500 amino acids.
AUGCAUGCAGUGCCCUCGGCUGGUGAGGGAUCUCUUGGGGAUGUGGAGCCAAGUGAUGCGAAUGAGCUCACCACCGCGCUCAACAACGCAAUAGCGGCGGAGGACUACCAGCUCGCAGCAACGCUGAGGGACAGAUUGAGGCAGCUGUCUGGCGGCGAUGCUGGACCUCCGGCAGACUGGCAGAACCUGGGCAUCCCAAGCUGGUUGGCAGAGCGCGCUGAGCACAUCGGCUACCGCUUCCCCACAGAUGUGCAAAGGAGGGCUGCAAAGGUCAUCUGCAGAGGCGCGGACGCCAUCAUUCAGUCUGCGACAGGCUCUGGCAAAACACUGGCAUUCGCCAUCCCGCUGCUCGCACGACUGAAGUAUCCCCCGGACGCCUACCCAGAGGACUUCCAAGGCCCACAAUUGAUCAUAGUGGUGCCGACGCGGGAACUGGGAGUUCAGACGGUGAUGCUGAUUUACCAGCUAUUUGGCGGCAGCGUGAAUGCAGGCAUCCCGGGCGACCCCACCAACAUGUUUGCCUACACCGGGCCCCGAGGAAUCCGGGUAAAGGGUGUGCUGGACAAGGAGGAGGUGCUGCGAGCGAAGAACAACGGCUGGCUGUUUGCCAGCCAUGUGGUGGUGGGAACGCCCCAGUGCCUGGCCGAGCUGGCCGCAUCUCCCAACCCGUUCCCUCUCACCGCCUGCCUCAAGGCCUUGGCUGUAGAUGAAGUGGAUGCGUACCCCAAGGAUCAGAAGGACUCGCUGGAAUUUGUGCUGGGGCAGGCGUGCGCACAGAGAAAGCAGCUGCCCAAACCGCAGGUGGUCCUGGUGGGCGCCACACUUCCGCCAGAGCAUGUCCUGGACAGCUACCAGCAGCAGGGGUGGGUGCAGGAUGCAGUGACGCUGCGGGUGGGGCGGCUGGGGCAGGUGCCGGCCGGGCUGCAGCACCGCUACAUGGUCGUCGACGAGCCGCGCAAGCUCAUCCUCAUGUGCCGCCAGCUGCGCCUCGACCUCGCCCAGCAGGGGGAGGACACGGCACCGGCGCGGGUGAUGGUGUUUGUGGGCAGCGAGGAGGCUGCGCGCGCGGCCGCCAUGCCGCUGCGGUCAGGGCUCUGGGCCGAGCACAAGGUCUCAGUGCUGCUGCCCCAUGGAGAGGAGCCCAUACAGGCGCUGCAUGCCUUCCGCGACAACAAGGCAUCAUUUCUGCUGGCCACGCCGUCGGCCGCGCGGGGACUGGAUCUUCCGGCGGUGAGCCAUGUGUACAACAUGGACCCGCCCGAGGACAGCGUCGCAUACCUGCACCGAGCGGGGCGCGCCGGCCGCAUUGGCAGCCCCGUCAAGGGCAUUGUGACCACGCUGGUGACACAAGAGCAGGUGCCUGAGCUGCUGGCCAUUGCCAAAGAACUCAAUUUGAACUUGACAGAGCUGCCACAGCCACCGGCUGAUGCGCUAACAGACUUUGAAGAGGGAAACAUCGACACGGCAAAGAAGACUCUUGAUGAUCUUUACAAUCUGUUGUAG